GUGCACUUCACUCAACCACUAACUUCUCUCCUCCAGAUACUUCGACAGGGCACUCUACUCACCAGCUUCGUUCCCCUCUCCGCUGCAGUCGCCUCGGGAGUACUGACCGAUUUCUCGCUCACUCGAAUCUGCUUCGCUGCGCUAUGUGCCCUUUCCGGAGUCGCUCUUCUCGAUGAACAGGCCGCACUUUCAAUUGGACCCAGGAUGAGGAUGCGCUAUGGGAGGCUGCUCAGUCUCGCUGUUGUGGCCUCUUGCAUCUGUCUCGCCUUCUACUACCUUCAGCCUUUGCGGUCUACCCAGCACCAUCUCCCAACCAGCUCCGCUCCACUUCCUGUUCGGCCAUUGAGUGCGCUACCGCCAGCAAAGACUCUCGAGCCUCUGCAGUAUACCGACACACAAACACACCCGGUGAAGAAUCUCAUCGACAAUGCGUCAACCUCGUGGAAUGCAAAGUUGCAGCGACAGUCGAAGACUCUGCAGGAAGCUGUAACCGAAUACCAACGACGAUAUGGCAUCCCUCCUCCCCCACAUUUUGACAAAUGGUACGAAUUCGCGAAGAGGAGGGGUGUGCAGCUCAUCGAUGAAUAUGACACCAUCUACCAUUCGCUGCUGCCAUUCUGGGGCCUGUCGCCUGCGACAAUUCGAGCAAGAGCAAGGGAAGCACUAGGUUUCAGUGAGAACAAUCUGAUGGGUCUGCUAAUACGUGAUGGCAAGGUCUCGCUUGUGGAGUCAGGCCAGGAGUGGUUACAGCAGGCUGUGACGGGUAUGCUCGAGCAAUUCAUCCAGUACCUGCCUGACAUGGAUCUGGCAUUCAACUUUCACGAUGAGCCUCGUGUGGUCGUGCCGCACGACGAGUUAUCGAGGUUGAUUGAACUCGCUCGCACAAAAUACAUGCCUGCUGCUCAAGCGGUACAAAAGCCGAAAGACUCAUUCUCGCCGCGACCCAAGGAUGUCAAGUCUGGAAAGCGUAUCGCGGAAGUGAAAACCACACGCUUCAACAUUUACGCUCAUCAACCGACGUGGAUACCAUCGCGACUCUCGUGUUCGCCUGAUAGUCCUGCUCGUGGCCUGGAGGAAUCUCAGCUCAUGGACAACAUGACAGCAUAUGCCCUGUCCGAACUGGGAUUUGUGUACAAUCAGACAGCCUUCUCCGACGUAUGCAAUUCGCCCUCUUUCGGUGAGUCGCAUGGCUUUUUCGAUCGCCCGAACGCUUUCAACGUGGUACACGACCUCUUUCCCAUUUUCAGCCAGAGCAAAAUGUCCAGCUUCAACGAUAUUCUGUAUCCCAGCCCCUGGUACUGGUUCGGCAAAGUCACCUACGAUGAAAGCGAGGACAUGGACUGGACGCACAAAAAGAAUAGUCUUUGGUGGAGAGGCAGCACGACAGGUGGUUUCUCGCGAUCAGGAGGCUGGAGGAGACAACAUCGACAGAAGCUGGUCUCUCGAAUCAAUUCCCUCGACAAAGCCAAAAUCAUGUCCAGCAGCAAUGCCGGCGCCACGGACGAGAAUCCCAAUGCGAGGAAAUGGCUCACGAAAGAAGUCUCAAGACCGGAAUUCAGCUCUAUCAUGGAUGUCCAUUUCUCCCAUGUCGGACAAUGUGACCCAGGAGAUUGCGAUGCGCAACGCGAAUUCUUCCAAAUCGUACCUCCGGCUGAUCAACAAGAAGCGUGGAAGUAUAAGUACUUGCUCGAUAUUGACGGGAAUGCUUUCAGUGGCCGGUUCUACGCCUUUUUAACAAGUCAUUCCCUACCAUUGAAAAUGGCUGUGUUUCGCGAAUGGCAUGAGGAGUGGAUUAUGCCUUGGGUGCAUUAUAUUCCGUUGAGCUUGAAGGGAGAGGAAGUGUUGGAGGUUGUGAGGUACUUUGACUCAGAGGAGGAAGGGAAGGAGAUGGCGUUGAGGGUUGCGGAGGAGGGAAGGACGUGGGCGAAGAGUGCACUAAGGAAUGAGGAUUUUGAGGUGUGGUUCUUUCGAUUGCUUUUGGAGUAUGCGAGGGUGAUUGAUGAUGAGAGGGAGGGGAUUGGAUUUACGGGUGCUUGAGCAUUGGUGCCUACGUGCGUGCAUUUGCUGCGAGGUGGAGGGAGUUUUGGUGGCGGCUUUUGUUGCAUUUGCAUAUAUAC
This is a messenger RNA of Cercospora beticola, 2117 nucleotides long. RefSeq lists its product as uncharacterized. The record is from RefSeq and is a predicted model, not a curated record. NCBI's taxonomy places the organism in Eukaryota, Fungi, Ascomycota, Dothideomycetes, Mycosphaerellales, Mycosphaerellaceae.